Molecule: messenger RNA, 474 nt
Organism: Andrographis paniculata
Lineage: Eukaryota; Viridiplantae; Streptophyta; Magnoliopsida; Lamiales; Acanthaceae
Product: acyl-CoA-binding protein-like
Exons: 4
Coding region: 121-390 (89 amino acids)
Biological process (GO): fatty acid metabolic process
Molecular function (GO): fatty-acyl-CoA binding
Source: RefSeq, a predicted model, not a curated record
GACAGCUUGUAUAAAUAUAAAAGUUCGAAAUAUAUAUAUUUAUUCCACAUUCACAGCGAGAAGAAGAUUACAGAGAGCAUCAACCGUAACUGCCGAUUUGUUAAGCUAUCAUUUCAGGUGAUGGGUUUGAAGGAGGAAUUCGAGGAGUAUGCUGCAAAGGCGAAGACCUUGCCUGAAAACACUUCCAAUGAAAAUAUGCUAAUUCUGUAUGGGCUUUACAAGCAAGCCACUGUUGGAAAUGUCACUACUUCUCGUCCGGGAAUGCUGAACAUGAAAGAUAGGGCUAAGUGGGAUGCAUGGAAGGCCAAUGAAGGGAAAUCUUCUGAGGCAGCAAUGGCAGACUACAUCACAAAGGUAAAGCAGUUGCUUGAAGAAGCUUCGAUGAGUUGAUUGUCUUGUUCAAAUGCUCGUUUCGUUUCAAUUGUUUGUGUUUUUCCAAUACUCUUGAUUGAAUUAGUUUAAUGUUGGGUAGUA